Molecule: messenger RNA, 3634 nt
Organism: Betta splendens (Siamese fighting fish)
Lineage: Eukaryota; Metazoa; Chordata; Actinopteri; Anabantiformes; Osphronemidae
Product: protocadherin alpha-10-like
Exons: 1
Coding region: 1235-3634 (799 amino acids)
Biological process (GO): homophilic cell-cell adhesion
Cellular component (GO): plasma membrane
Molecular function (GO): calcium ion binding
Source: RefSeq, a predicted model, not a curated record
GAGAGAGAACUUUUUUUUGGAACAAGGUCCAAAUCACCUAAAUUGAUCGACUUGAUAUGUUGUGAUAUUGGUUGCAUGAUUAGUAUAACAGUUAUAAAUUAAUUCAAAUUACUGAUUUUAGAUAUUUUGUUAAAAAACAUAUCUUAGUGCUUAACUUAAAUGGACAGAUGUAUCACACAUUAUAGGAACAUUUAAAAAAAAGCAUUUUUUCAUAAAUGGUGAAAAAAAACUGAAAUAGGUCUCUGCCUUUUGUGGCUUCCAAAUGUUAGUUGUUUUGUUGAUCUUUGUCUAUUUCUCGUAGCAGAGGAAGUUCGUUCUCACAGGGAAAUAUUACCACUUUUCUAUUAUGUUAUUAUAUACUAUUAUUUUCUAUUAUUAUUUUAUUUUUUUUACAUCAGAGAGUAAGCGUUUAGAGCGGGAAGUUUAACCACGUUUCAUUUAUAUUCGAAAACCAAUUGGAAUGAAUAUUGUGUAGCUAUCCAUGGUGCUGAAGGUGCUGAAGUUCAUUUCUACAAAACACUUUGCAUCUCUGGAACAUAACCAAAUACGUUUUUCAUUCAUGAUAAAAAGCUUAGAUUGGAUGAUUGCAGUCACUUUGGUUUUCAGUGAAUCCCAUCUUUGUCAGUGCCAUUGCUGUUAAAGAUUUUCUUGAAGUGUCAGCAAUUUCUACAAUCCAUUGCCAAUUAAAGAUCUGCACACAACGUUUUAUUUGAGAGUGCAUGGUCUCAUUGGUUUUAUGAUUUCAAUAGUACGUAUCUUAGUUUAGACCCGUUCCUUUUCAAGGUAUAAUCUUGAUUUUACAAAAUACAAAACAAUUACAAUGAAGGAAGACAUUUGUUCAGUCUUUUGACUUGUAGUAUGCAGUGCAUUCAACAAUAGACAGUCAUAUUUCCGUUUUGUGAUUGUAUCAGUUUGUGAAAUUUUCAUGCUUGAUUAUGAAUGAGAAUUCUUCCCGGUGGUACAAUGCUGUUUUAUUAUAUUUAUUGUAAGACGUAGUAGCCGUAACCGUCCACAUGGGGACGCUACAUACUUUAACAUGCCAACGACCGUUCGUGAGAUCAGGGCUCCUCCCAGGCUCAGGGUAGGAUGUAUCACUGGGCUUUGUUAGAAAGAGAGGUGGAACGACAGGGAGCAGUUCUCUUAUUUCGCUGAAAAAUGACGGAGUCGUUUGUAUUUUUUCUCUGGAUCUAAGGCUUGUGGAUGUUCUGACACGUUAGUGACACUUCCCUUGCGCAUGGCUGGAAUUAUGCAUUUAUCGAGGAGAACGGGCUCUGUGUGGAUUUAUCUCGUCUUCGUGCUGUUGGAUUGUUACUGGGAAGCCGUGGCUGGGCAGCUCUCUUACUCCGUCUCAGAGGAGGUGAAUCUCGGGACUGUUGUCGGGAAUAUCGCUAAAGAUCUGAACAUCAAUGUGCAGGAUUUGGAGCCCCGCAUGUUUCAGAUCGUUGCUGGAUCAAAGACGAAAUAUUUCGAGGUAAAUCUAAAGACUGGCGUCCUUUACGUUAACGAGAGAAUAGACCGAGAGGAGCUCUGCGGCAACGAACCCAAAUGUUCCCUCAGUGUAGAAGCAGUUAUUAAUAAUCCUCUUAAACUCUAUCGCGUAGAAAUUAUGAUCGUAGAUGUGAAUGACAUGUCACCGUCAUUUCUUAGUGCGACUCAAGUAUUAAACAUAAGUGAAAGCACAGCAGCAGGAGCUAAAUUUCCUCUUCAUCCUGCUCGCGAUGCAGACGUUGGUAAAAAUACUGUAAAUACAUACAAGCUGAGUCAAAAUGAACAUUUCUCUCUUAUUACACAUAAAGGAGACACUGUAAUUCCCGAACUGGUGCUUCAGAAAGUUUUAGACAGAGAAAAACAGUCCGUGAUUAAGCUCACACUCACUGCGGUUGAUGGAGGAACUCCAGUCAAAUCUGGCACAAUGAUGAUAAUAGUUAAUGUUCUGGAUAAUAAUGACAACCCUCCUGUAUUCAGUCAAACGCUUUAUAAAGUGAGUGUGUAUGAGAAUAUAAUGAUGGGAACAUCGAUAAUAACAGUAAAUGCAACUGAUCUAGAUAUAGGACCAAACGGUAAAGUAUUGUAUUCAUUCAGUGAAGUAGGUAGAGGGAAACAAACGGACCUGUUUGAUAUAGAUGAAAAAACUGGGACCGUAAAAAUUAAGAAGAAUAUCGAUUAUGAAGAAAACAAUGCGUUUGAAAUACGAAUACAGGCGAGUGACGGAGGUUUAUCGCCAAUGACGUCACAUACAAAAUUAUUAAUCCAAGUCAUGGAUAUUAAUGACAACGCUCCUGAAAUUUCAGUCACAUCACUGUUACACACAGUGAAGGAAGACGCACCAAUAGGAACUGCUAUUGCACUAGUGUCAAUCUCGGAUAAAGACGGAGGAACGAACGGUUUGGUGACCUGCACAAUUUCAAAUAAAGUUCCUUUUAAAUUAGAGUCAAACUAUAAAAACUCCUAUUCGCUAGUGGUUGAUGGGCCUCUAGACAGAGAGACAGCACCUCAGUACAAUAUCAGCAUCACCGCUACUGAUGAGGGGAGCCCACCUCUGUCCAGCACGAGCGUCAUUACUGUCCACGUCUCAGAUGUAAAUGACAACAAGCCUCUAUUUACUGAAAACACGGUAAAUGUCUAUGUCAAAGAAAACGCUCCAGUAGGAAAAGCUAUAAAAACGGUUACAGCCACUGAUGCAGACGCAGAUCAGAAUGGUCAUGUGACCUAUUCGUUUUUACAAAGUAACACAAACUUACUACCAUUAUCUACCAUGAUAAACAUCAACUCAGAGACAGGAGACAUAGUCAGUUUACAGUCAUUUAACUUUGAGGAGCUGAAGACGUUUCAGUUUAAAGUCCAGGCCACAGACUCUGGUCUUCCUCCGCUCAGCAGCAACGUGACCGUCAACGUUUUCAUCCUGGAUGAGAACGACAACAGUCCCUCCAUUCUCGCUCCCUAUUCUGAGCUGGGCUCCGUUAACAGUGAGAGCAUCCCCUAUUCUGCUGAAGCAGGAUACUUUGUGGCAAAGAUCAGGGCUGUAGACGCAGACUCUGGAUACAACGCGCUGCUCUCUUACCACCUGUCUGAGCCCAAAGGAAACAACCUCUUCAGGAUCGGAACCAGCAACGGGGAAAUCAGGACUAAGAGGAGAAUGAGUGACAAUGACCUGAAAACUCACCCCUUGGUGGUGCUGGUCUCUGAUAACGGAGAACCCUCCCUGUCGGCUACUGUGUCUAUUGAUGUGGUGGUGGUGGAAAGCACAGCUGACCUCCAGACUCCGUUCAGACAUGUGCCCAUGAAGGAGGAGAGCUUCUCUGUUCUCAACCUGUACCUGCUGAUCGCCAUUGUGUCGGUGUCCGUGAUCUUUCUGCUCAGCCUCAUCAGUUUAAUAGCUGUCAAAUGUCACAGGACAGACGGCAGCUUCAGCAGGUACAGCGCCCCAAUGAUCACCACCCACCCUGACGGGAGCUGGUCUUACUCUAAGGCUACUCAGCAGUACGACGUCUGCUUCAGCUCAGACACGCUCAAGAGUGACGUAGUGGUUUUCCCAGCUCAGUUUCCACCUGUGGACGGGGAGCUGAUCAGUAUAAAUGGAGGAGACACGUUUACCAGGACUCAGACUUUACCUAGCAAAGAAAAGGUAAGAUAG